AUGAAGUCCCUCUUGAUUAUCGUAGUUUGCUUGUAUAUAGGAGCAGAAACGUUGGCUGCCAAGAAAUUCGAACUUCCCUUCGCAACAACAAAACAACGAGAGGCUGUGAAACUUGUGAAGGCUCUACGCAGUAUUGAACUAGAGAUCGCCAACCCAAAUGGCCAGGUUAGAAUCGCCAGAAGUCUAAGACAAAGGAGGCAGAGUAGCUCGGCACAACAAGAGUAUCUUGAUGCACAUAACACAGCGAGGUCUAUAGUUAGUCCAACCGCUACUAAUAUGAGGAAAAUGAAAUGGAGCGACGAGUUGGCUCAGGUAGCUCAGAACUAUGCCAACAAAUGUAUCUGGGGACAUAAUUCAGCAAGAACUUCCGAUACCAAAGCGUUGACGUCACAAUUCAGCUACGUUGGCGAGAAUCUUUACGUCACUUCACGAAGUUCUGUCCUUCCCAGUUCUGCCGUGGAAUCUUGGGACGAUGAGAAGAGUGACUACUCAUACGGCACACAGGCCUGCACCGGUGUCUGCGGUCAUUACACGCAGGUGGUUUGGGCAAAUUCUGAAUACGUCGGAUGUGCUAGUAGUACCUGUUCUUCCUUUACCGGAUUAUCAUCUUCAUUUAACGGAGGAACAAUUGUAGUCUGCAAUUAUGGACCGGGUGGAAAUUAUGGUGGACAGAAGCCGUUCGAGUCUGGGACUUCGUGCAAUUCGUGCCCUAGUGGUUAUUCAUGUUCAAACAACCUCUGUGUUGACGGUAGUGAAAGCAACAACUCGGGGUCUGAAACGUCUUCUUCUGAAAGUAGUGGUUCCACUUCAACAAACACUGAUAACUCAAGUACAGGAACUGGGCAAAGUUCAAACGAGGAUUGUUUUACCGGGGAUGGUUCUGACUACCAGGGCACUGCCAGUACAACAGUGAGUGGUAAAACCUGCCUGAACUGGUCUGACGUCUACUCUUUCCUCCCCGGCAACAACUACUGUAGAAACUAUUUCGCGGCCUACGGGUUCACGGAGCCAGUCUGUUACAUGCAACCCGGAACCAACUACGUAGAAUCAUGUGGAGUUCCGAAGUGUGACAAGAAAUAGAUGAUACUAUCAGUUCCCUGAUAUCAACUUGACCGUCCCAAUUAUUUCGAGUAUGGAUUUUGUUAUUAGUAAAUAUGAUUUGAACUGUUUUCAACCUUUUUAUGUAUAUUCACUUUUUUCCCUUGUUUGUUGCAAAUAAAGUCACUAAGCAUAUUCUCUGUUUGGUCUUUUUUUAAUGUUAUAAUUCCAAUGUUUUUGCCUUUGAUAACUUUACAAAUAGUAAUGAUAGCCAUUUUCUCAUGAAGACGUUGCAGUUGUAAACAAUGUGGAUGAAUCUUGAUAAAGAAGGUGUUGCAUAGAAGUGGUAAUAUU
Messenger RNA from Ostrea edulis (European flat oyster), 1392 nucleotides. Its product is annotated as peptidase inhibitor R3HDML-like. The record is from RefSeq and is a predicted model, not a curated record. Gene Ontology annotation, cellular component: extracellular region. Bases 1 to 1080 code for a protein of 359 amino acids. NCBI's taxonomy places the organism in Eukaryota, Metazoa, Mollusca, Bivalvia, Ostreida, Ostreidae. The transcript has 8 exons.